GAGUCAAGAAAUGUCAUGCGUGCAGCGUGACUCGUGAGCCGUGAUGCGAGCAGCGAGAGAUUUACAUUUCAGAAUACGUCCUCAGCUUCGUGUUUUAUUUUUACUUCAUUAAAUUUAACUAGAAAAAAAAAUAAUAAUGGCCGAGACAAUGAGACAAACGGUUGCAACUAUCUUAAAGAGUAUUGAAAGAUAUAAUCCAGCUAACCUUCAAACUCUAGAACGAUACGUGGAAAUGCAAUCUAAAGAAAAUACUUAUGAUCUGGAGGCAAACUUGGCUGUUUUGAAAUUAUACCAAUUCAAUCCAGAAAAAUUUAAUCCGGAUAUUACAUGUCAAAUUUUGUUGAAGGCUCUUACGAAUUAUCCACACACCGACUUUACUUUGUGUAAAUGUUUAUUACUUGAAUCUGUGGCUGAAAACGAAACAAUUUCACAAAUAAAAUAUUUGGCCGACAUUUUGGAGCAGUGUGAUUUUGCCCAGUUUUGGAAUAGGGUGCAUCAAAUGCCUGAACUGUGUAACCGCAUCAGCAAUUUCCAUGAUUCAAUUCGUAAAUUUGUCUGCCAUGUAGUUGGAAUCACUUUCCAAGCCAUUGAUAAGAAGAAUUUGGCUGAUUUAUUAGGAGGAAUCGAUGAUGUUACAUUGAAACACUGGGUGAAGAAGUACGGAUGGAAGGAUCAAGGGGACCUGAUUUUUAUCGCAAACCAAGAUGAAAACAUUAAGACUAAGAAUAUUACAGAGAAGAUUGAAUUUGACCAUCUUGCUCCCCUCUUGACGAUAUUGUAAUCAGAUUAUAUCAAGAUUUGAAUUAA
Leptidea sinapis is the source of this 807-nucleotide messenger RNA. RefSeq names its product eukaryotic translation initiation factor 3 subunit K (gene eIF3k). The record is from RefSeq and is a predicted model, not a curated record. The coding region runs from base 137 to 781 and encodes 214 amino acids. The transcript has 3 exons. Gene Ontology annotation, cellular component: eukaryotic translation initiation factor 3 complex; cytoplasm. Gene Ontology annotation, molecular function: translation initiation factor activity; ribosome binding. Lineage: Eukaryota; Metazoa; Arthropoda; Insecta; Lepidoptera; Pieridae. Gene Ontology annotation, biological process: regulation of translational initiation.